This is a messenger RNA of Maudiozyma saulgeensis, 4530 nucleotides long. The record is from the annotation of a GenBank genome assembly. NCBI's taxonomy places the organism in Eukaryota, Fungi, Ascomycota, Saccharomycetes, Saccharomycetales, Saccharomycetaceae.
AUGUCUGAAAAUCAAGAGAAGAGGAGGAAAAUUGAACUAAAUUCCAACGCUACAGAUCAACACACCAUAACCGAUGCUAAUAUAUCUACAACAGUACUAGGUGAUAGCAUUGUAAAACCAAAGAAACGUACAGUCAAAUAUCGCUUCGAGGAAUUGAAGAGAAAACCAAUUAAAAAUAAUGAAGAACCUGUUGUCCUAAAAUCAAUUCCCCAAUCACAAGUUUUAAAUACAGCUUUCAGUAAGAAUCGCAGGGAAAUUGAUGCCAGGAAAGUUUUACAACCGGCUCAUAAGGCCCUCAGAAGGGUACCCUCAUACAAAUCUAAGACCGAAGAAACCAAGGAUGGAAUUAAGAAAGAAAGAGAAACUGAUGAGAUGUCAGAUCAUGUUAUAUGGAAAUAUAGUCCUAUAUAUAAAGGGACACCAGAGAGAUCAACCAAUAGUUCUCCAGAUAGAGAAAAGGAAUAUGUUCCUAAUCUAUCGAAUCCACCUUCAACACCAACAGUUUCUAAUAAGUUAAGAUCCGUACUUAAUUUUACGUAUUUGAAUGAUUCGAAUGAAAAUAUACAAAUUCCAAUUGAAAUUACUGAGGGGAUGAGUGAUAUUCAAAAAUCUAAACAAAACGAAAGAAACUCUUCAAAAGAUUUAUUGAGGAAUAUAGAUGAUAUCCUAACUGAAAUGAGAGAGGAUACAGAUCUUCGAUUGAACUCUGAAAGAAUAAAUGGACUGCCAUCAUCACCAGGAACGUUAGAUCGUCCUGAGACAUUAUUAUUAGAAAAUGCAGUAGUGAAGAUCGAGGAAUCUAAGAACAGAUCAACUAUAGAAAACAUUCAACCUCAAAGAAACGAUUUCCAAGAGAGCGAAGUAACUAACAAGACAGAUAUUCCAAACACCAUGAAUAUAGACAGUAUACCGAAAAAUAAAGUUCGAUCAACAUUGAAAGAUGCGGUUAUCACGAUAACUCAGCAAAAAAUAUCCGAAGAAGGAUCUAACUCAAAACAACCUAUUGAUAACAAAUCAAUUGAAAACGACGACGGUGAUUUAGAUAAUGACGAAGACGAUGAAGUGUUAUUUGAUAUCAUUUCUCAACAGAAACCGAAUACAAAGUAUGAUUCGAAACCAAAACCAAAUGAACCGACUAUAACGGAAAGUGAUGAAAUGCUAGAUGAUUCACUUCUGGAUAUAUUCGAUGACCUUGAACAAAAUUCUCAGGUCCCAAAGGAGGAACCAGUUUGUGAUAAAACAAACACCGUUCCGCAACCAGGUUAUCCUAAUGGUGAGAACAAUAAAACAAUUAACGAGUACUCUGAAAGGGCUAAAUGUGCUAAUGAAAAGAAAGGGGUAUGUCGAUUGGUUGUUCUUUCAAUUCGUGAAAUGACACUUCCAAAGAUCGGCAUUCAGAAAAUUUUAACUUGUAUAGAUAGCAAAGGGUCUAAGGUACCAGUAAUUCUUCGUAAUCCGUGGGUCUAUCUAGAUAUCUAUGAAGGUGAUGUUAUCCAUAUUAUAGAGGGUAAGAAUUUUGCAAAUAAAAGGUUACUAUCACAGGAUAAAGAUCCCCAAACACUUGUCGAAAACGAUAAUUUAUUAAUUCUGCAUCCUGACUUAUUACUCUCAGCAACAACCAUCGGGUCCUCUACAAAAUGUUUAAGAUGCAGUGUUAUUGAUAACAUGUUCCAGGAUAUAAGAAAUGAACAAAGUAUUAGUAUGACGAUAGGAAAUAUAGUACAUGAGUUAUUACAAGACGCAUUCAAAUACAAACUUACACAUAAAAAACUUACAAUAGAUUAUUUUACAGAGAGAUUAAAUGAACUGUUAGACACAUAUUCCUUUGCUAUCCUAGUAUGUAAUGAAAAUGUCGAUGAUGUGAAGAACACAAUCAUGGAAACACAUGUCCAAAAAAUAUUGAGCUUUGUGAACAAAUUUGUAACAUCUGAUAAUUUCGAAAGAUAUGUUCCAAUCGCUAAUACGAAAAAAAGCCAACCCAUCUCUCUCCCAGACAUUAUCGAUAUCGAAGAGAAUAUAUGGUCUCCAUCAUUUGGGCUGAAGGGUUUUUUGGAUGUAACAGUCGAUGCAAAUACAGAAAAUAAACACCAAAUUGUACCCUUAGAAAUCAAAACAGGAAAAUAUAAGAGUCAAGCACAUGAAGUCCAAGGAUUAAUUUAUACGCUGCUUCUCAGUGACCGAUAUGAUAUAUUUACUGAUUUCUUCCUAUUGAUGUACACUUGGGAGGAAGGAAUGGUCAAAUAUAGAAGGUUACCUGACAAAAUCAGACAUAUAUUGAUGACAAGAAAUAAAGUAGCAUCUGCCUUAAACUACCGUCUUUCAGAAAUAAAGAGUAGAGGACAAACAAUAUUUCCUGUGCCGACAGUGGAAGAGAAUCCUUCAAAUUGUACUUAUUGUUAUAACAAAGCUGUGUCAAUGAUUUUGUUCAAACUCGUGGAAAAUGGUGAUGCUGAAGGAUGCAGGAUUCCUAAAGAAGAGUAUGAGCAAUUAACAGCUCACUUACAAACUGACACUAGGAAAUACAGAGAAUUUUUCCUAAAAUAUAAUGAUCUUGUUACAAAAGAGGAAUCCAGUGUCUGUGCUUCUAAUCAAGAUCUAUUUCUGAUGACUGGGGAGGCUAGAGAGUCACACAAUGGCCAUUGCGUUCAUAACUUAAAAGUAUGUAAUAUUACAAAGGAUGAAGAAAUCGAAGGACAAUAUUUAUAUCAAUUCAAGAGACGAGAUACAGCUACACAAAAGCAUUAUUCAAUUUUACAAUCACAAAUAUCUCUUGGAGAUAGGGUCAUAGUUAGUGACGAAAAAGGCCAUUUUUCAAUAACCUCAGGAAAUAUCAUCGAGUUAACUGAUGAUUCGGUAACAGUCUCAACCAAACGAAAGCUAUUAAACAACAAAAUAUCAUCUGGGCGAAACAAUGAAUCUAAAAUAGAAAGUGUAAUAGACCCCACAAUAAAGGAGUCUGAUAUCAUAUCCACGCAAAAUGAGGUUACUUAUAGAAUUGACAAAUAUGAUAUACAGCAACCUUUAUCGGGUGCAAGAUUUAAUCUUCUGAAUCUUUUCCUUCCUCCCAUCAAAAAGGGCACAUUUGUACUUAAUGAGAAGACCAACGAACAACGACUGUUAAAGUUGUCUGAAGGUGGUGAUGAAAGAAUGAAAAAAUUUCUUGUGGAUAAUAUUGCACCACAGUUUCUAUCAAAGAACAGUAAACCAUUCCUUCAGAAUUAUCUUCCUGGGGACUCUACUUUUAAUGAGGAUCAACACAAGGCUUUAAAUCUCUGCCUUAGAGCGGAAGACUAUGCGUUAAUUCUGGGUAUGCCUGGCACUGGUAAAACUACGUUAAUUGCAGAGAUUAUUAAAAUAUUAGUCAAGAACGGUAAAAAAAUAUUACUAACGUCUUAUACACACUCUGCUGUGGAUAAUAUUCUUUUAAAACUUACCGAUGCUGAUAUUAAAACUAUUCGGUUAGGUUCAGAGAGAAAGAUACACCCUGAGACUAGAAAAUACAUGGUAGAUUAUACAUUGGCUAAGAGUUACAAUGAAUUUUUGAGCAUAAUUAAUGAAACCUCAUUAGUGGCCACCACUUGUUUAGGUAUUAACGAUUUGCUAUUUUCUUAUAAAGAAAAGGAUUUUGAUUAUGUAAUACUUGAUGAAGCUAGUCAAGUUUCUUUACCAGUUGCAUUGGGACCCCUUCGUUUUGGUGAGAAAUUUAUAAUGGUUGGUGAUCAUAACCAAUUACCGCCACUUGUGAAAAAUGAAAGUGCUAGACUUGGUGGACUGGAAGAUUCUUUAUUUAAGAUACUGAGUGAAAAACAUCCUGAAAGUAUGUCAGAAUUAACAUUACAAUAUCGUAUGUGUGGUGAUAUUAUGAAACUAUCCAAUUUUUUAAUAUAUGAUAAUAAAUUGAAAUGCGGAACAGAACAAGUUGGUAAUCAAUCAUUAAAUAUUCCAAAUCUUUCAUUUAUUUCGAAAUAUAAAUUGCUAGUUACUCAACGAGAUUGGUUAGUUGAUAUUAUGGAUCCUCAAAGAAGGGUUGUGUUUGCGGAUUAUGAUAGAAAUUCAAGUAUCAUUGAAAAUAUUGAAGGUGAUAAUAUUAUUAAUGAAGGUGAAUGUAAAUUAAUUUGUCAAAUGGUCGAUGGUCUAAUUUUAUCUGGUGUACCAUGUAAUAGGAUUGGUGUUAUGACACUUUAUAGAGCACAAUUAAGAUUAUUACAAAAUUCGUUUAAAGAUGAAAAAUAUGAUGGGUUAGAAGUUCUAACGGCGGAUCAAUUUCAAGGUAGAGAUAAAGAUUGUAUUUUAAUCUCCAUGGUAAGAAGUAAUGAUGAUUUAAAUGGUGGCUCGCUAUUAAAAGAAGUAAGGAGAGUUAAUGUUGCAAUGACUAGAGCUAAAUCCAAAUUAAUUAUCUUAGGAUCCAAGGAUACUAUUAGUUCAAUUAGUGGCAUAAAAGAAUUUAUCAGUAUGUUACAUCGUAACGGCUGGAUAUACAAAUUACCUGCUGAUUGUCUGAAUAUUUAUAAUUUCGAGAAGGCAUUCUAG